This is a messenger RNA of Podospora anserina S mat+, 2145 nucleotides long. RefSeq lists its product as uncharacterized. Gene Ontology annotation, biological process: regulation of DNA-templated transcription. Gene Ontology annotation, molecular function: DNA-binding transcription factor activity, RNA polymerase II-specific; zinc ion binding. Lineage: Eukaryota; Fungi; Ascomycota; Sordariomycetes; Sordariales; Podosporaceae. The record is from RefSeq and is a predicted model, not a curated record. The coding region runs from base 1 to 2145 and encodes 714 amino acids. The transcript is spliced from 6 exons.
AUGGGUGACGGAGAUGUCCCCCCAUACGUCGGUGAGGUUCCUUUAGAGCUGCCCAUGGGACUUGCCACCACCCAGCCUGUUUCUUCUACGCAAUACGUGAAUCCAACCGAAGAUUGGGAAUCGCGGCCUGGCCGCCCAGCACCUCAGCCGCUACAUCAGCCGCCAGUCGAUACCGGUAAUGGCGGGCUUGGUCAGUCUCGCUAUUGCUGGGAAAGUGUCGCAUUGCCACUACCGCAGAAGGAAGAUUGUUUCCCGGAGGCCUUCCAUCGCACCUUUCAGUCCGGCUCUACACCCACGCAUAGCCUGCCGCCGCCUUCCCUAAAUGGGGCCCAUUCGACCUCGAGGGACCCAACAAAUGCCCAGGGGCAACAUGCGUACUUAUCGCAAUUUCACGCCCAGGCAGCAUAUCCUGAUGGGGUAUUUGGUAGCAGUGUCGAUAUCACCCAAGAGCAUCGUUUUCCAUAUUGUCUUCCGAGGGUCGACAGUGGUUCCUUGAGAGCUAGCCCUGGCAACUUGCUAGACACCGAAGCCUCAUCGAUUUGCAGUGCAUAUGUGCAUGUCACAAAAGAGGGAAAUGGCCACACCUGGGAUGAGCUUCAGAAAUCAGAGGUGCAGGAUGUUGAUGAACAGAUCAUUGUACCUAUGGAAACGGCUCUUGUUGGCGGCUGGGUCGCCGUGGAGCAAGCACUGAUGUUGGACGUCACUCAGCAAGGCGCAGCGGCCGCUGUCAAUCAAGGGCUGGCGAUCAAAGAAGAACCCGAACUGGAAGAACCGGAAGAACAGCGACGGAAACGGCAGAGAGAGAAUUUGAGGAAACAGACCUCCGAUACCAGGACCAUGCGGGCCUGCAUACGAUGUCAUAACCAGAGAGUGAGGUGUCUUCCCAAUGUGGAUAACCCGAAUGACCCUUUGGCACCUUGCGUCACCUGUCUCAAGGUGCGCAGGGAAUCCAAAAAGACUAUCCAUAACCUCCCGUGUCUUCGUUACAAGCUGGCUUCGGUGGUGUUGCAGCGAGAUGGGGGGCUGGGCUACACGAAGCGAUUUGAUCAUACCCAGUUGAUCAACAUCAGGGCGAACGAUUGGGCAGACAAUCACAUCAAGGUCAUUGAAAUGGCUCAAGGGCUCUGCGAAACGCCAAUGACACUUAAAGUGCGGGCGUUCAGGGCAGUCGAGGGUGAUCAGCUCGUCCGGAAUUUUGUUGGCAGGGAUGGCAUCAGAAUUCCGGCGUACGGUCUCGUGAAUGUGAAGGAACACGGGCGAGCCUUUCAACACUACAUCGCGGCCAAUGCUAUCAAGGGACUGGAAGAUUCGGCCAAGGACUCUGAUGAUCUCGUCAAAGAUAUGUAUUCCAUGAUCGCGGAGCAUCUUCGGCAGUCAUCGGUACGAGAACCCCCACGUUUCAAUCUGGCUGAGUUUCUACUAAAAGCUGUUCGCCUUUGGUUUGCGAUUCGACACCAAACCGGCUCGGCAUGGAUUUGCGGUCAAGAGUCACUGGGGAUGGAAUCGAGGGAGCUGAAGACGAGGUACAUUCCCCGAAUGAUCGUGGCACAGUUUGACAGCAUUCGGUAUCACACGGUAUUCAAGAGCCAGGUGCCACAAUUUCUGAGUAUGUUCGAAAAGAUUCUCAGCUCGGGUCCCGAACUCUGGAAGGAUUCGAAGGAUGCAUGGUUUACGGCCUUUCUGGUUGUGUUCUUGUUUCUCCACAAUGUGGCCUGCAUUUGCAAAGAUCGGUACCGUCAUGCAAAGGAAAACUCGAAAGGGCGGCCUCUGGAGACACGUUACGGCCCAAGAGACCACCCGCUUACAACGUUCGUCGAAGACGUCCAGCAUGGUGCCGGUGUGAUGUUGGCGUACUGGACCUACUUCAAGCGUUGUGAUCUGAUGAAUUUCGAGUGGGAUGCCGAGAGCGUCUCAAAAUCGGCCAUCAAAUAUCUCGAUACUCGCCAGCUUGCAUUUUUGAAGGGGACGAUCGACUGUCUCAAAGACAAAACGACUUCAAUCCCGAGCACGCCACAAGAGGGCUGCUGGGAACAUGAACUGUACUGGAUAUCUCUGAUGUUUGUCUCAGAGCCGUCCAUGACGAACUCAUGGAAGCCCCCCGUUGUCUUUUCGACUGUGAAUCCGAGUGUGGGCAACGAGCAAUGA